Messenger RNA from Artibeus jamaicensis (Jamaican fruit-eating bat), 1179 nucleotides. RefSeq names its product actin like 10 (gene ACTL10). NCBI's taxonomy places the organism in Eukaryota, Metazoa, Chordata, Mammalia, Chiroptera, Phyllostomidae. The record is from RefSeq and is a predicted model, not a curated record. The transcript has 2 exons. Bases 1 to 1179 code for a protein of 392 amino acids.
AUGGGAGGAGCCCCACAGAAGGUGGCGUCGGUAUCUGCGCUCAGGAGCCGCCGGGUCCACCGGCCGCUCUCGCAGGGCCACAUCGCUGUGGUGGUGGACCAGGGCUCGGGCUUCACCAAGGCGGGCUUCGCAGGAGAGAGCCAGCCGCGUCUCGUGCUGAAGAGCUCCAGCCUAGUGCCCAGCUGGGACCGGCCUGUGCUGCCUGGAGCUCCAGGCUGUGAGCUGGCGGGCGGCGUGGCUCGGGCGCACCCCAUCAAACAUGGCGUGGUGGUGGACUGGGAGGCGCUGGAGGGGCUCUGGGAGCGCCUGCUGGUAGGUGGUUUGCGGGUGUGUCCAGAGCAGUGGCCAGUGCUGGUGAGCGAUUCGCCGUCGGCGCCACCCUCAAACCGCGAGAGGGUGGCUGAGCUGCUGUUCGAGGCUCUGGCAGUGCCUGCGUGCCACAUGGCGAGCACUGGGUUGCUGGCUCUGUGCUCCACGGGUGCGUUCAGUGGGCUGGCCGUGGAGGCAGGCGCGGGUGUGUGCCACGCCACACCCAUCUAUGCGGGCCACUCAUGGCACAAGGCCACCUUCCGGCUGGACGUGGCAGGCAGCACCCUGUCACGCUACCUGCGGGAUCUGCUGGUGGCAGCAUGUCCGGAUCUACUGCUGCGGACCAUACCCCGAAAGACCAUCACACAGCUCAAGAAGCGCUGCUGCUACGUGUCACUGGACUUUGAGGGUGACCUGCAUAAUCCUGCCCGCCACCAUCCAACCAGCUUCUGCUUAGGCAACGGCUGCUCUGUCUGCCUCAGCAGUGAGCGCUUCCGCUGCCCUGAACCCAUCUUUCAGCCUGGUCUGCUAGGCCACACUGAGCCAGGACUGCCCAGACUGGCCUUCUGGGCACUGCAGAGACUGCCUGGAACACUGCGGAAGAGGCUGGCUGACACUGUGGUGGUGGCCGGCGGCUCCACACUUUUCCCUGGUUUCACUGAGCGCCUGGAAAGGGAGCUGGAAGCCCAGUGCCAGCAGAAUGGCUGUGGGGCACUGCAGCCACACCUCGUGGCCAAGCCUGGGCGCGGUACAGCAGUAUGGACAGGUGGCUCCAUGGUGGCCUCAUUUCACAACUUCCAACGCCACUGGAUGACCCGGGCCAUGUACCAGGAGUGUGGCUCCAGGCUGGUGCAUAAAGUCUUUGACUGA